Messenger RNA from Cercopithifilaria johnstoni, 842 nucleotides. NCBI's taxonomy places the organism in Eukaryota, Metazoa, Nematoda, Chromadorea, Rhabditida, Onchocercidae. The record is from the annotation of a GenBank genome assembly.
UGAAAAUGAUUAAGAAACACAACGAACGUUAUAGAAAAGGAUUGGAAUCAUAUAAACAAUCAUUGAAUGAAAUGAGCGAUUGGACUGAGGAAGAGAAAAAAAGGCUUUUCGGAUUUUCUUUGAAUGCGACUGAAAUAAAGGAAGCAAAUAUGGGCCAAUUAUUCGGAUCAAAGCUAAAGAAGGCUAUACCAAGGCAUAUUGAUUACAGAAAAACUGUAUCGAAAACACCGGUGAAAGCUCAGGGUGAAUGUGGAGUAUGUUACAUUUUCGCGGCGCUAUCAGCUCUUGAAAUGCAUAUAGCGCUUAGAAAUAAAAAGCCACCGGUAGAGCUAUCAGUUCAGGAUGUAAUGGAUUGUAGUCAUUUGGAAAAGUGUUACGGAGUGGGUGGAAAUGCAGUGCAGGUUUUUAAUUGGGUUAGUGAGAAUGGUGUAAUGACCAGUGAAAGAUAUCCGUAUAAAGAAAAUGAUAGUGUAUCAUGUCCGAGUGAUAGAUCAUCGAAAAAAAUAAAAGAAGGAUUAGCUGGUGGUGUUUAUUUACCAUAUGGUAAUGAAGAUGUUAUCAGAAGGAUGUUGGCAGUUUAUGGACCAGUUGGCAUUUCAUUACAUGCAUCAAGAUAUGGUUUUAUAAGUUAUGAUCGUGGUAUUUAUGAUGAUCCAGAUUGUCCAAAAAGUACAAAUCAUGCUGUAGUGGCAGUUGGUUAUGGUGUGAAAAAUGGAAAGAAAUAUUUCAUCAUCAGAAAUAGCUGGGGCCCAUCAUGGGGUAGAAAAGGAUAUGGUUAUAUUCGUGCCGGAGUGUUUAUGUGCGGUAUUGGCCGUUUUUCUACCAUACCAAUAUUCCUCUAA